UAAACUUUUUAAAAGAAGUUCUUCUGUCUUGGAUCAAAUUUAAUGUCUUAUUUGAUUAAUUUGAUGUAAAUUUAAUUUUUAAUUUUUCUGCAUUAUUAUGAACAGUAAUGAUAUAAUUAAUUUAUAGGUCACAAUUUAAUUAUUAGUUGAUUAUUCUCUUUAUUAUAAUACCUUUUAAUAAUUAUUAUAGAAAUGACAAUCGUACAAGCAGUGAACACUAGGAAUCUAGAAUUAAAAGUGAUCGAUAAGAGGUAGGAAAAGUAAUAUGGCGACUAGUGUCGUGGUUCGGAAGGUCCGUGUAACCUUGUUGACAGGGCAUAAGCUCGUCUGGGAUGGGGUAAAUAUGUGAAUAAGUGGAAAUUUUAUCUUUUUUUUAAUGCUUAAAUUAAGUGAUUCUUCUUCGUACGUUUGUUCCAACGUAUAAUAAUGGCUAGUGAUAAAAUUCGAGUGGCUGUUCGAGUCCGGCCUUUUAACCGCCGAGAACUCGAACUCGGUACACAAUGCGUUGUCGAGAUGGAAGGUGGACAAACGAUUCUUCACCAGCCAGCUGGCCUCGACAAACUUGACAGGAAACCAGCUAAGACAUUUGCAUUCGACCAUUGUUUCAAUUCCGCUGACCCUAACAGCCCGGAUUAUGCAAACCAAGAAACUGUGUUUGGAUUCCUCGGGACUGACAUUUUGGACAAUGCCUUUCAAGGAUACAAUGCCUGUAUCUUUGCCUACGGACAGACAGGUUCUGGAAAGUCAUAUACAAUGAUGGGGAGUCAGGAUAACAAAGGUAUUAUACCAAGGCUAUGCGAUUCCCUAUUCGAUAGGAUCGCUAAGUGCCAAUCAUCGGAACAAUCAUAUAAAGUUGAAGUUAGUUACAUGGAAAUAUACAACGAAAAGGUGCACGAUCUUCUAGACCCUAAACCAAAUAAACAAUCGCUCAAGGUUAGAGAACAUGGUGUUCUUGGACCUUAUGUAGAUGGCCUCUCGCAGCUUGCCGUCUCUUCAUUUAAGGAUAUUGACAAUCUUAUGGCUGAAGGCAACAAAUCAAGAACUGUUGCCGCGACAAACAUGAACUCGGAAUCGUCUCGUUCACAUGCUGUUUUCUCUGUUGUCCUAACGCAGACACUCAAUGACCCCGGUUCUGGAGUGAGCGGGGAACGUGUGUCAAGAAUGUCCCUGGUAGAUCUUGCAGGUAGUGAAAGAGCGGCGAAAACAGGAGCGGUCGGGGACCGGCUUAAAGAGGGUUCCAACAUUAACAAAUCUCUUACAACUCUAGGACUUGUGAUAUCAAAAUUAGCUGAUCAGUCAUCAAAUGGAAAAAAUAAGGAUAAAUUUGUACCAUAUCGAGAUUCGGUGCUUACGUGGUUGUUAAAGGACAAUCUCGGGGGAAACUCAAAGACUGUAAUGGUUGCCACUGUUUCACCAGCAGCUGAUAAUUUUGAAGAAACUCUAUCCACAUUGAGGUAUGCAGAUCGAGCGAAGAGGAUUGUCAACCACGCCGUUGUCAAUGAAGACCCUAACGCUCGUAUCAUUCGAGAGCUAAGGCAAGAGGUCGAGACACUCAAAGAGAUGCUCAAGUACGCUACUGGCUCAAAUUCUACUCCCCUGGAUUUACAUGAAAAACUGACGGAAAGUGAAAAGUUGAUGAGAGCCAUGUCAACUACAUGGGAAGAAAAAUUAAUAAAAACAGAACAAAUUCAGCAUGAGAGACAUGAAGCGCUUGAGAAUAUGGGAAUAUCCGUACAAGCUUCAGGAAUCAAAGUUGAAAAGAAUAAAUUUUAUCUUGUCAACUUGAACGCUGACCCCAGUCUCAAUGAACUUCUCGUCUAUUAUCUCAAAGAGAGAACUCUCGUUGGUGCUCGAGGUGCUCCUGUUUCCCAAGAUAUACAGCUGUCGGGAUUAGGUAUUCAAGCAGAGCAUUGCGUUUUGACGAUAGAAGACACAAAACUAUACAUGAUUCCUAUAGCUGGAGCUAGAUGUUUCGUCAACGGUGCACCCGUUUUUGAAAAGACUCUGCUUCACAAUGGUGACAGGCUACUUUGGGGAAAUCACCAUUUCUUCAGAGUUAAUUGUCCGAAAUCACAAGGAGUAUCAACAUGCAGUGAACCGCAGACACCUGCUCAGACAAUUGAUUAUAAUUUUGCCAGAGAAGAAUUGAUGUUGAAAGAAUUGUCCAACGAUCCACUUCAGGCUGCCAUUGCUAAAAUCGAAAGGCAACACGAAGAAGACAAACAAGUGGCGUUGGAACGGCAAAGGCAAGAAUAUGAAAGGCAGUUUCAGCAUCUACGAAAUAUUUUGUCACCGUCUACACCUUAUCUUCCUUUCGACCCAUUCAGAACUGGAAAACUAACACCUUCUACGCCAACUACGUUAAUGAGAGUGGAAAAAUGGGCAAAAGAAAGGGAUGAUAUGUUUCGGCGGAGCUUAGUUAAACUAAAACAAGACAUUGUUAAAGCCAAUGUUCUUGUUAAUGAAGCGAAUUUUCUUGCCGAAGAAAUUGGAAAGCAGACAAAAUUUAGUGUUACUCUUCAAAUACCACCGGCCAAUUUGAGUCCUAAUAGAAAGGUAUAUUCUUCUCUGUAUAGACAGAAAGGUACUUUUGUUAGUGAGCCUGCCAUUUUAGUUAAGAGGGCCGGAGUUGGAAGUCAAGUAUGGUCUAUGGAAAAACUAGAAAACAAGCUUGUAGACAUGAGGGACAUGUAUGAAGAGAGGAAAGAAACAGGAAUCAUCAUAGAACCGGAUGAGAAUCCAGCAAAAGUAGUUGAUCCGUUCUAUGAAAGUCAGGAAAAUCAUAACCUGAUUGGAGUCGCAAACAUUUUCCUUGAAGUCCUAUCGGAGGAUGUUACUCUUGACUAUCAUACUCCCAUUAUCAGCCAGCAAGGAGAUGUAGCUGGGCGACUUCAGGUUGAAAUCAAAAGGAUUGCCGGAAAACUUCCUGAAGACAGGAUGUGCGAGUCUGGUUCAGAAAGUUCUGGUGAUUCUGGCAAAGACGAUAUGGAUUCACAAUUUACAUCUUCAAUUACUAUCAGGGUCACCAUUAAACAUGCCUCUGGACUUCCUCCAUCAUUAUCUAAUUUUGUAUUUUGUCAAUACACAUUGUGGACCCAUCCAGAUAACAUUGUCGUCCCUCCUAAGAUGAAUCCUGACCAGGCACCGUCUAUGCAAGGGACAGAUUCGAUGACCUUCACCUUCGAUCAUACCAAGGAAUUUACAUUUCCGGUGACCGAAGAGUUUGUCGAACACUGUGCAGAGGGCGCGCUGAGUAUAGAAGUGUGGGGUCAUAGAAGCGCUGGAUUCACUCAGGCCAAGCCAGGCUGGGAAGUGGAACAGCAACAACUUGCCAAAGCUCGAUCUCUUGCUGACAGGUGGAGUGAAUUGAGUAGAAAAAUUGAAUUAUGGGUAGAAAUAGAAGAACUGAACGACGCAGGCGAUUAUUCUAGUGUUGAAGUAUCCCCUUCAAGAGAAGUACUUACUGGAGGCGUAUAUCAGCUGAGACAAGGUCAGCAGAGGCGAGUGAGGGUGAAAGUCAGCCCAGUGAUACAAUCAGGAACACUUCCCAUCAUCUGCCAGGAGAUCACCAACAUAGCGCUUGGCAGUGUGUCCGCUCGGUCUCGGUUGCAGAAACCACUCGAUUCUUAUCAAGAAGAUGAUUUGAAUAGGCUGAGGGACAAGUGGAGUGAGGCCCUCAUGAGGAGACGAAAUUACCUUGACCAACAGAUACAAAGGCUAAUUAACAAACAAGGCAAAAGUGAAAGUGACUGCGAGAGAGAACAAAGCCUUGUCGAGCAGUGGGUGAGCCUAACAGAGGAGAGAAAUGCCGUGAUGGUUCCUGCGGCAGGCUCUGGUAUACCCGGCGCCCCUGCCGAUUGGAUACCUCCGCCCGGGAUGGAACCACACAUUCCGGUUCUUUUCUUAGAUCUCAAUGCUGAGGAUCUUUCGGCCAAUAAAUGGUCAGGGGAAGGAUUAGAGCUCCCAAUAGCCGGUCUCAAUUCUAUUUUACCGAAGGAACUUGGCAAAAAUUUUCAUUCUCUCCCUAUAGUCAAACAUUGCGAGAAGGAAGUUUGUGCGAUAGCUACUUGGGAUUCUUCAGUGCAUAACUCCAUUCAUCUUAACAGACUCACAGAUGGCAAUGAAAGGGUAUAUUUGAUUUUGCGAACUACUGUGAGGUUGUCUCAUCCAGCACCGAUGGAUGUCGUUCUGAGGAAACGUUUAUGCUUGAAUAUUUAUAAACGACAGAGCAUAACAGACAGGAUCAGAAGGAAAAUUGUGAGAUCGGAUGGUCUUUCUUCAACAGGUGUAACGUACGAAGUUGUCUCCAACAUUCCAAAGGCUAGUGAAGAACUGGAAGAACGAGAGUCACUGGCUCAGAUUGCUGCAUCUGGUGAAGAUGCAUCAUUGAGUGAUGGAGAAACGUACAUAGAAAAGUAUACAAGAGGAGUGAGCGCUGUUGAAGACAUCCUUACACUGGAUCGGUUGAGGCAGAGAGUUGCGGUUAGAGAAAUCCUCCAACACAAGGGUGUUCCGCUGACUAUGAGAAAGACUUGCUCCGUACCAAACUUCUCUCAGUUAAUGAGAUUAGAUGGAAGUAGUGAUGGAGUGUCUCGCUCAGAAAGUGUUACUGAUCUCAAUAAAGAGCUCCGUGGUGAACUCUCAAGGCCUAGGAAAUCUCUUCCGGACGCCACCGACAUGCCAUCUAAACAAUUUGCCAUUGCAUCACCGAACACUAAACUUGGCCUAAGGAUGACCACCCUACAUGAGGAACAUUCCCGUAACUUCCCAUUAAGUGAAGAGGGUUUGAUAGAGGAAGAAGAAGAGGGAGGAGAGGAAGAAAGGGAACCUGUCAGAAGAUUUUCCGAGUUUGAAUCAUUUCAGGAUUCUGAAAGAUCAAAGCAACACGUUAGAAGUUCACUUCCAAGUUCAAGAACAUUGGAUUCUCUCGUUGAACUUCAAUCAACAAAAGGAGGAACUCCAAGUACAAGUUCAAGUGGUUAUGGAUCUCAAGCAGUUUCUUCUAGCAAUCUCACAAGCGAUGACUGCCUCUCGUUGAGAUCUAUGGACACUCCAGAUGACGGGAAGCAUUCUUGCCCCUCAGAAGAGACCAAGGUUCCUCCUCAAACUCCAAUUGUCAAAGAUGAAUUUUCCAGUCAAGCUAAUCAUGAUAACCAAAGUUCAGAGAAUGAACCUCCUGCUUUGACUCCUGGCAAAGUUGUAAGGAGGAGGAAGAACAGCACCGGUACUGUUAGGAAUAAUAGUAACAGAGCUUCUUUCCCCCAAGCACGAGGGCCGCUUUCCGAAAGUAAAGCAGCGCUUAGGCUCGAGAGGAAGUUAUCUGAAUUAUCCAAUGGUAACGAGAGCAUAUCAUCUUCGGGCGGCAACACUGAAGAUGAAACUGAAACUGUGAAGGAAGCUCCUCUCCCUGAAUGGGUCUGCCUCGGAGAAAGUGUGCAGAUUAGGCCUUACAACUCAACAGGUGUGAUAGCCUACAUAGGCCCGACUUCCUUCGCCACUGGUACCUGGGUUGGAGUUGAUCUCGAUGCCCCUAUAGGUAAAAAUGAUGGAAGUGUCGAAGGAGUUAAGUAUUUUGAGUCGAGGCCAAAGCAUGGCAUCUUUGUUCGUGCAGACAAACUCAUUCGAGACCGAAGAGGAAGAGCUAUGAGGGAUCAGAAACCUUCUAAAGAAAACACCACUCUUCAUCGAUCCCGAAGCAGGGGAGAAGGUCUUAGCAGCGUUGGGAAGACAGCUGGUCGUGUCAUCGGGAAGUAAUAAUCUUUUAUCAAUAUUUCUCUUUUCGCUUCUGUCAGCUUAUUUCCACAGGACUGGUUUAUUUCCACCUCUAUGGCUGUGUCAUUCCAGAGUAAAAAAAAAAUAAAAAGAAGAAAUUAAAAAAAAAAAUGAAAAAGAAAGUUAAAAUUAUUGUAUUAUGCGCAUGGGGGCCCAUGCCUAUUUUCAUAUAUCUAAGAUAAAUAUAAAUAGUUUAUUGAUAAAGAACGUUAAUGUUUGUUCAAAUGUUGAUUUACAGCCUUAUUCUAUGUAUCAUGACAUGAAGGGUAUGUCAAGUACUUACUGUAUUUAUGUAAUAAAUUUGCAAUGUACGAUAUCUGUGACUGUAAGGCUGAACGAGAUGAAAUUGUGCCAACUUUCAUUGGAGGUUGUGCAAUACCGGCCGUGGCUAAGCCAUUCUAAAUAAACCAGUCAUUAUUAUAUAUCGAGAUAAACCCCUCUCUUUUAGUGUUUUUAAAAUGAAAUAAUGGAAGCGUAUAGCUCUUGCCAGAUUUGUUAUUAAUUUAAUGUUAGCUAGCUUUAGCAAACCCGUGAUCCGUUAUUUAGACUAUCAUAUUUUGUUUUAUUGCACAUUAAUUUAUCCAAUGCUCACCGCAGGUUGUUUUAAUAUAUAAAAUAAAAAAUAUAAAGUUAAUUUUCAAUUGUUACGGUACAGAUAUCACAUGCUUGCUACUCAAGAGGUUUUGUUACAUAUAUAUUUUUGUUAUAUGUAUGCUGUGUCGACUUAAAUAGAUUAAGAGAUUAUGAACUUUUUUUUUUUUUUAUUGUUUUUUAUUAUUUCUAAGACUACGGGUAAAAGAAAAAAAAUGACAAAACCUCUCAUACCGUCGAUGGCAUAUCAAUUUCAAAUUUUAAAUUAAUGUACAUUCUUCACAAAGUCUACAGAUAUUUAUAUUUUUUAACAAUAUAUUUAUAAAGUGUUAAAUUUUUAAUAUAUACUUUGCAAAGAAAUAUUAAAAUUCAAUUUCAAGAUAAUGCUUGGCAUUAAUUUUUUUUUUUCUUUUUGUAGAUAAAAUGACUUUUUGGGUAUGUGCAAUAAUAUUAGUAAGGGUAGCUAUGAUCUUACUACUUAAACCUAAAGUGUAAGGCUUUUAUGUCGUUAAAUAAGAGGUGAGAUGGAACAUGUACUUAUUGUUAGGAAAAAUGCCUAAUUUAAAAAUAAUUUAUAAAAAAUAGCUGUAUGAGAGACUUUGUCAUAUUUACCCAAAAUUCCAUUUUGCCUCCUUAUUUAAAUUUUCUCUGUUGUAAUAUAAAUUAAGCAUUAUACAAAAAAAGAAUUAAAAAAUAAUAUUUAUAGUCUUUUCAAUUGAACGGCAUUAAUGGUUGUAUUUUCAAUCCUCUUAUAUGUAAUAUAUUGUAUUAUAUUUAGAAAAUCAUUUAUUAUAUUGUAAUUAUCAUUUAUAAGUAUUUAAGAAGAGCGUAUAAAAAAAAAUUAUUAUUAAAAAAAAAAAGCACAAGAAUUAUUGUAUUAUAUGUGAAAAUGCUAAAAUCCCUUACAAAAAAAAAAAAGGAAAAAACAAAACUAAAAAAAACAUAGUGAAAUACCAAACCCUUAUUUCAUUUUAGCCAAAAUCCCAGUUCGCUUUAUGUGUUUGUAUCUCGAGUGAGAUUCUUAUUUGUGAUAAUUAAAUUCGCCAUCCAAGUUUAACAAUAAUUGUAUAUGUUAAAAAAAAAAUAAUAAAAGAAAAGAAAAAAAAUCCAUUAUUCCAUCCUAUGAAAUGUCCAAAAUUAUCAAUUUCACUAUAUCACUGUCCAGUCAUGUAUUAUAACCAAAAUGCUGGUUAUGGAGAUUUUAUGAACAAAAUGAAUUAGAUCGACCACUCAGUGUUUGAACUUAACAUCUAAAUUACAUAUAAAUGGUUGAAGCAAAAUUUGUUCUGAGUUAUUAUAAUUUUAGAAAUAAUAUUCUGCUCUGGUGUUGUGAAUAUUUCAUUGAGAUAAUCUUAUAAGCUUAGGCUUAUAACAAUGGUUGAUGAUUAAGGUUGAAGUAAAACUAUUUAACUUGAAAUAAUGGAAAAUUUUAAAUUUAUCGCUUUUUCCCCUAGUGGAAAAAAGUGAAGCUAUACCCGUCCCUUUCAGAUGUCCAAUUUUAAGACUUUUUUCUGAUUGUUAAUCUCACACAUAAUGUUAACAAGAAACAACUCAAUUUUAAUCAUGAUUUUUUUUGCAAUUGAAAAAUAUAUCUAUCAGUAAUUCUGUAAUCAGCAUUUUGAUUUAAGUAUCCUCUUGUCCAUGAUGUUCUAUGUCCAUACACUGCAUAGCGUUAAAUGAAUUUUUAAUAAGAAAGCAAAAGGGAUUGUGUUAGGGGGAAUUAAUAGUAUAGUUUUAUAGAAAUGAGAGUGCUUGAAUAUUGUUACCAUAGCUAUUAAUUCAAUUGUAAUUUUUGUGUGAUUUUAGUUAAUUGUUCAUCUGUUUUAAUUAUAUAUGUGAUUUUAUUUUUAUGAUGAGGAAAAUUUACAAGCGUGGAGAUAUAAUUAUGAAACGGUUGGAUAUUAUUAACUUGUUAUUCUAAUUUUAAAAUUGUUAUCUUAAGAUCAUUUAUUUGUUUUGUUUUUUUAAUUACACAAUUUUUUCUUGCCAUAUGAAAAGUUUUAAAGCCUUUUAGGUUUUAUGUUUUCUUUUUUAUAGUACUUUAUUUUUAGUGUAAUGAAACCUCAAUUAACUGUCUCCAAAAAGCGAUGAGAACAACCUUAAGAAAACUUGAAACAUUUAUACUUAUACAAUCAAACCUGUUGGAUUGUUACUAUGUUGGUUCCAUAUAUAGAAAUUUUGCAAUUUCUCAUCCUUAUCAUACACAGAUUAAUUACAGUUAUUUUACUUACUUUUUUAAGAGUUAAAGUAGUAUCUAAAGGCAAGUUUUAGGGUACACAUCUUAUAUUCCAUUAUUAUUGCUUCAUAAUAUUUUUUUAAAGAUUUAAAUAAUUCCUAAUCUCCAUUCACAACUUUAAACAAUUAUAAUAAUGGAUUCAUUUGAGUGAAUUAUGAAUAAGUUACUUGUUAUAAUUUCAUUUUUUUUUUUUUAGAAGUCAUGUCCUACCAUUUCAACAUCAAAACCCGACUUUCCAUUCCUUUGUGAAACUAUAACAUUUUUUUUAUGGUAAUUAAGUUUUAUAAGCAACUGAGGUUCGAUUAUUAGUUAGAACUUACAAGUCCACCACUGAACAAAAAAUUAAUGACAAUUUCUAUAAGUUUCAAACGAGUAUAUUUUUUGUUUUUAGAUCUAUAUUUUGUAUCUGAAAUAUUUUAUCUGAAAAACUUUAAUUUCACCCUUUUUCUGCUUGCUUGCCUCUGGUAGAGUUUUUAUAGCAAGUUAAAAAUAUGGAUGAGAGUAGAAUAUUCUUUUGUUUAAAAAUUAUCGAUAUAGUAUUAUUAUUGGAAGGUGGUUUUUUAUAUAAAUUUGAACCUCCUUUUUUUGUAGUUUGUCUUAUUAAUCAGAUGCUGGUUAAUUGAGGUUUUGCUGUAGUCCCUUAUUUGUAUUAAAUAUUUUUUUUUUUUAUGUCCGUCCAGUCAAGCAUUUUAAUUUUUUUUUUUAAAAUACACAUCAUUUUUGGGCCAUUAAUGAUCUUCGCCCUUUGGUGACAGAUUAAGUGUAUCGAAUUUAAACACAUUAUAUCAUAUUUUCUUGUACUUAAAACAAGUCCCUCCUAAGUAUUAGUUGUAUUAUUGUACUUAAUCUCAUUAAAAGUAUUGGGGUUUUUAAUGCAUGAGGUUUUUAUCAAUUCUGUAAUCAGAGGCCCUUAUGAAAUUUUUUUAAACAUUUUAUUUCUCCUUUAUUAAUGAAAUUAGUAUUUUUUCUCAUUGUAAUUUUCAUUUUAUCAGAACUUGCUCAACAUCACCCAUUCAUGUUUUGUUUUUUUAAAACUAUAAGCAAUAAAUGCACAAAUUUAUUUUUAUUUUUGUUAUUUUUAUCAUUAUUUAUUUUCUAUUAGUUCAUAUUAUAUAUAUUGUGUAUAUUUCCUCGGAUGUCUUCAUUACAUAAAGUCACCCGAAAUAUUUUUAAGUUUUUGUAAAAAAAAAAAAUGAAGAAGUGACCUUACAAAGGGUACAAUUAAUUGGUAUUCCACGAGCAUGUGUAUUAGUUAAUUAAUAUUAUGUAAAAAAAAAUAAUCAUAAAAGAAUUUAAUGUUUAACUUUACAUUCCAGACAGAAAAUAUUAAAAUGUAUUUAAUUUUAUGAAGAAAAAAAAAUAAAUUGUAAAUUUUGUAGAAAUAUGGUUUUGUAUAUUUGAUUGAGAUUGAGGAAGGUUGUGAUAAAAACUGAGGUUAUGCACUGGUUGUGGGAGUGUUAAGAGAAUGUAUUUGUUUCAUGUUACUCAAACCCCAGUCAUGUUUAUGUCGACGGUACUUGCAGUCAUGUAUACGUCAACAGUAAAUUACGUUUGUCCCAAUGGAGUAAAUACCUUAACAUUGAUUAGACUAGUCAUUCGUCUUAAAAUGGACUGUGAGCGUGCUAUCUGUUAUAUUCUUGUGCUAUAAAGUUGAUGAAAAGGAAUUUUUAUUGCCAAACUCAGAGGCAUUUAUGUACAUUUUUGAUGUCUGGUAAUAAACUAUAUAAAUUUU
This is a messenger RNA of Nezara viridula (southern green stink bug), 10331 nucleotides long. The record is from the annotation of a GenBank genome assembly. NCBI's taxonomy places the organism in Eukaryota, Metazoa, Arthropoda, Insecta, Hemiptera, Pentatomidae.